AUGCGGUUGGUCAGCGUGCCCGGGCUGCGGGUGCGGCGUGCGGCCGAGCGGGAGGAAGAGGAAGCUCCUCCCCCUCCCCCCCCCCCUCCCCCCCUCCACCACUCCAAUCACAACUUCCUCAACAUGAAGAACAAGUUCUUCAACGAGCUCGGACACCUGCCCAACCAUAAACUGGGCAUGCCCAUGUAUGCCAUCGGGGCCAUAGUGGUGGUGUGCUUGGCUCUGGUGGGCACCUUUGCCUUCUGCAUCUAUAAGAAGUGCAUGGGCGGCAGCAAGAAGAAAGGGAAGAAGGUGCGCGAGAGGAAGGGAGGCGGACGGAGGAGGGUGAAGAAGGACGAAGGAGAGGGAGAGGAAGAGAAGAAAGAAGAAGGAGAAGGGAAGGAGCAAGAGUUCUUUGGCAAGCUGGAGUACUCUCUGGACUACAACUUCAAUGACAAUGAGCUGGUUGUAGGCAUCCUUCAGGCUGAGAGCCUGCCUGCCAUGGACAUAGGGGGCACCUCCGACCCAUACGUCAAGGUCUACAUGCUGCCCGACAAGAAGAAGAAGUUUGAGACCAAAGUCCAGCGCAAGAACCUGUGCCCUGUCUUCAAUGAGACCUUCAAAUUUAAGAUCCCCUUCAACGACCUGGCUCCCCAGACCCUGGUGCUGCAGGUCUUUGACUUUGACCGCUUUGGCAAGCACGACCUCAUCGGCGACAUCAAGAUCCCCAUGAACAGCAUUGACCUGGGUCAGCCCAUCCACGAGUGGAAGGACCUGGACGGAGGGGAGAAGGAGGAGGAGGAGAAGCUGGGUGACAUCUGUAUUUCCCUGCGCUAUGUGCCUACGUCCGGAAAACUGACCAUCUGCGUGAUGGAAGCCAAGAACCUGAAGCAGAUGGACCUUGGUGGUUUAUCAGAUCCAUUUGUCAAACUGGUGUUGCAGCACAAUGGCAAGCGUCUGAAGAAGAAGAAGACAACGGUGAAGGAGAAGACCUUAAACCCCUACUUCAACGAGAGCUUCAGCUUUGAGAUCCCAUUUGCCCAGAUACAGAAAAUUCAGUUGCUCGUCACCGUGUACGACUACGACAAGCUGGGCAGCAACGACGCCAUCGGGAAGUGCUGGAUCGGCUACGGCGCCACCGGUGUGGGCCUCCGUCAUUGGUCGGACAUGCUGGCCAAUCCCAGGCGCCCUAUUGCACAGUGGCACGUCCUGCAGCCAGAGGAGGAUGUCGACGCCGCCCUCAAGCUUCCCAUCCGCUAAUCACCAAAUCCACAAUAGAACUUAACUCAUUUCCCCCCUUAAAAUGUCAGCUCUAAUAGCCCUUUCUUCACAUGGCGUCAAACACUUUUGAUUCAAUGCAUUCGAAGCAGUUGUAAGUUGCAUCCGGUGGCAUAGACAUACACUUGCAGACUACUGUUUUGUAUGGCUUUCUGCCUGAAACUGUAUCUUGUUUAUACCAGCUGUUUCACUUUAAAGCCGGACAUGUUUGACGUCAUCGUGAAAAAGGGAAAUUUUGG
Molecule: messenger RNA, 1496 nt
Organism: Engraulis encrasicolus (European anchovy)
Lineage: Eukaryota; Metazoa; Chordata; Actinopteri; Clupeiformes; Engraulidae
Gene: syt5a
Product: synaptotagmin Va
Exons: 9
Coding region: 1-1239 (412 amino acids)
Biological process (GO): synaptic vesicle endocytosis; regulation of calcium ion-dependent exocytosis; cellular response to calcium ion
Cellular component (GO): plasma membrane; exocytic vesicle
Molecular function (GO): calcium ion binding; syntaxin binding; phosphatidylserine binding
Source: RefSeq, a predicted model, not a curated record